AUGAUACGGAUAUGCAAACCUAACAUCCGAUCGUUGAAUCACUUGUUGCUUAUAAUCUUAUUCAGCUGGCUCAUACUUUUCUACGUCAAUGAGAGGCUCCUCCCAAAAUACGCAGCUAAGAGUUGUAAAUGGCCAAAGUUGGAAGCGAGCUCAGAUACUCAAAAAGAAUUCAAAAAUGACCAGGAUCAAGAUAAAAUAUCAGAAGCCAGAGCUACUAAUGUGCUUUUCAUUGCAGAUCCACAGUUAAUCGAUAACCAUACAUAUCCAUCCAGGAAUCAAAUUCUACUAAAGUUGUCUGAGCAUACAGUAGAUAUUCACUUGAAAAAGAACUACAAUGCAUUUAUGUCACAAUUGAAACCAGAUUAUAUCUUUUUCUUGGGUGACUAUUUAGAUAAUGGGAGAUCAUCAAGUAGAAAAUAUUAUAAGGGCCAACUCAAAAGAUUUAAUAGGAUAUUCAAAAAAUUCAAAUAUAAGAAGAAUAAAAAUUAUUUCACUAAUGUGGCAGGUAAUCAUGACAUAGGCUGGGCAGACGGAGUGAAAAUACCUUCGAGAAAAAGAUUCGCAAAGAACUUCGGUAAACCUAAUGGAAUUAAACUGAUCAAUAAUGUUGAUUUUAUUACUCUUGAUACAAUUUCGUUGUCAUCCUCGAUAGAAGGUAUUUAUCGUGAUGCUAGGCUAUUUUUAGAUCUGAAUUUUGGUGAAUCCAUUGUUAAGACCAAUCCUCGAAUUUUGCUUUCACAUGUUCCGUUAUUCAGAGAUGUCGAAAAGUAUAAAUGUGGCCCAUUAAGAGAAAAUCCUAAAUUUUUCACCCACGGAGGCUAUCAGUAUAAGCUGGCACUUGAGCCAGAUAUAUCCACUGAAAUAAUUAGAAAAGUCAAGCCUGAUUUGAUUUUCACGGGUGAUGAUCACGAUUAUUGUGAUAUCACCCAUGAGGAGGUCGAAGAUCAAAGGGUUAGAGAAAUUGCAGUCAAAUCUAUAAGCAUGGCAAUGGGAAUCCGAUACCCAGGUGUUCAGAUUUUAACGUUUGUUAAUGAAAAUAAUGAAGAUUACAACUUGGGAAAUAAUUUCAGAUACGAAACGAAGUUAUGCUAUACGCAAACUCCGUACUAUAACAUUAUUAGUUACGUAAUCCUAGCUGUUAUAUCGUCAUUGAUGAUAUGGUAUUGGGAUAUUAUGCAGUCUGCGAAUCACGGUUAUACAAUAUUACCUUAUGUCAACGGUGCUACAGAGCCCUCCUUUGCCUCCGCGUCCCAAAAGGAGAAAACAUCGAACCUAAAGAAAAUUUCGAAAUUUAUUAAAGACCAGGAUGAUGAAAGUUAUAAAUACAAUACUGGAUUCUCUAAAUAUACCUCAUCUGCUCCUAGGGGUUCGUGGUUGACAAACGUUAUCAAUCGGAUCAAGUUGAGAACUAGGUUCAAAUUUCCAAUAAUUGAUAAGUUUAAGCUUAAAAGUAGCCCUAUUGUAUGCAUUAGCCUUAAGAAAUUGAAUCUCGGCUCUUUCCUCAAACAUUCGAUUUUGAUGGCCAUAGUAGUAAUUUCCGUUUAUUAUCUUGGGUUCUGUCUAACUUUAUAA
This is a messenger RNA of Priceomyces carsonii, 1572 nucleotides long. RefSeq lists its product as uncharacterized. Gene Ontology annotation, biological process: GPI anchor biosynthetic process. The coding region runs from base 1 to 1572 and encodes 523 amino acids. Lineage: Eukaryota; Fungi; Ascomycota; Pichiomycetes; Serinales; Debaryomycetaceae. The transcript has a single exon. Gene Ontology annotation, cellular component: endoplasmic reticulum. The record is from RefSeq and is a predicted model, not a curated record. Gene Ontology annotation, molecular function: hydrolase activity.